Molecule: messenger RNA, 1578 nt
Organism: Coprinopsis cinerea okayama7#130
Lineage: Eukaryota; Fungi; Basidiomycota; Agaricomycetes; Agaricales; Psathyrellaceae
Product: cytochrome P450
Exons: 10
Coding region: 1-1578 (525 amino acids)
Molecular function (GO): iron ion binding; oxidoreductase activity, acting on paired donors, with incorporation or reduction of molecular oxygen; heme binding
Source: RefSeq, a predicted model, not a curated record
AUGGCUGCGACUUUACACUCCCACUCUUUUUUAGUCCUUUUGCCAGGUUUCGCGCUCCUUUUCAUCGCCGUGGUCAUUAAGCGCCGAAAGUAUUCCCUGUUACCACCAGGUCCUCAGGGCUCUCUCCUCUUCGGCGUGGCACGAAAGCUUCCGAAGAGCGAACCAUGGAAGACCUAUGCCAAUUGGGCCCGUCUUUACGACAGCGAUGUGAUUUCGUUCCAAGUUUACAACCGCCGCGUCGUCGUCCUCAAUUCCGCGGACUCUAUUUACAACCUGCUAGAGAAACGUCAGGAGAUCUACUCGGAAAGGCCGAUGUCGUGGAUGUACAACGUUAUUUGUGAUCGAGGAAACGCGAUCUUUAACAUUGACUCUUCCGACACUCGGCACAAGCAGUAUCGAAAGCUCAUCCUGUCAGGAUUGGGACCUCGAGGAACGCGAGAGUACGCGACUCUGAUCCAAUCCCAGGCUCAAAGGCUCGCCAGCAAUUUGGUCAGUACGCCCGAGGCGUUCGUCGCCCAUGUCCAAACCAACGCCGUAUCUGUCAUCCUGCGAAUGGCCUUUGGGUAUACGGUCCAAGAAGACGAUCCAUUUAUCAAAGUCAGUGAAGAAGCUUCGAAGAUCUCUGGGUGGGCUACGCAACCUGGCCGAUGGCUAGUAGACUACCUUCCCAUUCUGCGAUUCAUUCCAUCGUGGCUUCCUGGGGCGGAGUGGAAACGUCAAGGAUUAAUGUGGCGUCAGAGGCUACGGCACUUGGCUGAUAUUCCUCACGAAUGGGCGAAGCAACAGAUGGAAUCCGGUGUUUACGAAGAGUCAUUUACUUCGAGACUUCUCCGUGCUAAGGGGGGAGCCCUUUCCCCAGAAGAAGAUGACGUCGUCAAGUGGUGUGCAAGUGGUUUGUAUGCUGGAGCAGGAGACACGACCGUGUCUGCCAUCAUAUCUUUUAUCCUCCUCAUGGCUCUCUACCCAGAGGUCCAAUGGAAAGCACAGAAUGAAGUUUCGGGGGCUGUUGGAAAGCACCGAUCCUCGAUAACUGCUGCGGAUUCUGAAGAGCACGGCCCGCCGUCUAGUCGUGAACAUCACCCCGACCAAACACCGUCCUUCGACAUCUCCUUGAGUGAAAUCCACCAAAUGCCAUAUCUCAACGCGAUAUUGAAGGAGCUUUUGCGUUUCGCGCCUGUGGGUAACCUGGCGCUUCCUCAUAGAGUAUUGCAAGACGAUGAAUAUGAGGGGCGCCUUAUCCCCGAGGACUCUACCAUUAUAGCUAACGUUUGGGCUGUCCUACACGACCCAAACACUUACCCUGAUCCUUUCCGUUUCAACCCUGAGAGGUUCACCACGGAGUCGCUCACACCGCCUCAGCCUGAUCCUCGACGGUGGGCCUUUGGAUUUGGACGUCGAUCCUGCCCUGGUUCGUACUUCGCUGAGACGACGAUUCUCUACGCCAUGUACAAUAUUCUGGCGACUUGUUCUAUUUCGAUUCCGAAGGAAGGUCCCAUGCCUACGGUGGAGUUUACUACGGGUAUCACUAGUCACAUCAAGCCAUUCCCCAUCACUGUUGAGCGACUCAACACGAUUUAA